Bradysia coprophila is the source of this 1670-nucleotide messenger RNA. Its product is annotated as cytochrome P450 4V2-like. Lineage: Eukaryota; Metazoa; Arthropoda; Insecta; Diptera; Sciaridae. The record is from RefSeq and is a predicted model, not a curated record.
UGUUCUAGAUUUGUAUCUUACUCGCAGAGCAUAUCAAAGCAACAGACAAGUGUGGUGUGCUUUGUUCGUCGGUUGAUUUAGAGAAGAAAGAAAUGGCUCUAAUGUUGAGUCUGUUAUCUCCUGCGAUCAUAUUGAUCGGUUUCGUUAGUUUUGUUGUUAUUUACUUGGUGCGCAACAGUAAAACUCGUUCAGAAUUUUCGAAACUUCCUCAGCCUGCCGGUAAAUUGCCAGUGGUUGGACAUUCAUUAUUAUUAUUGAAAAGAGGUGUGGACAUUACGGAAUCGUCUUUCGAGGCCUUUUACAAAUAUGCCGUGGAAUAUCACGAGUUCGGUCUGUACGCCUUUGCAUUGGCCUUCCAACCUACCGUCCACAUUUUUUCUGCUGAACACUUUGAAAAGCUGAUGACAUCGAACACACAUAUCAACAAAUCAACCUCGUACAGUCCACUUCGACCAUGGCUCGGAACGGGUCUGAUCGUUAGCGGUGGAGACAAAUGGCAUAAAGAUCGGAAAAGUUUGACACCGGCUUUCCACUUCAAGAUAAUGGAUGAAUUCAAUCCGCUGAUCAAUAAACAUGCGAGAGUGUUGUGCGACAAAAUCAAAACCACUUUGAAUAUGGAAGUCACCAACUGUGUGGCCACAUUAUCGGCUUGUGCCUUAGACACCAUUUGUGAGACGUCAAUGGGCGUGGACAUGAAAACACAAACUUGUGAAAGUGACGAGAAUUCUUUCUCCACAAGUUUCAUUGAAUUCAACAAAUUGGCAACGAAACGAGCCCUAAAUUCAUUGCUCAGUCAAAAUGAGCGACUGUAUGCCAUGACGCCGGAUGGUCGAAGAUCGAAGCGAUUGAUCAAAAAUAUGCAUGACUUUACUGGAGGCAUUGUCCGACAACGGAAAAAAGAAGUUGAGUCGACGAUACGCACUGGAGUUGGUGAAGGAAAGAGAAAAUUGAAGUCGCUGUUGGAUUUAAUGUUGGACAUUCACUUGAAUGACAACAGUUUAAAUCUGCAAGACAUUCAAUUCCAGUUGGAUAAUUUCGCUUUCGCCGGACAUGACACCGUUUCGAACGCAAUAUCAUUUGUUCUCGUAUGCCUUGCGAAUUACACUGAUGUACAACAUCGUGUACGAGCCGAAAUAACUGAAGUUAUUGGCGACGGAGCAACGGAAAUUAGCACCGAUCAUUUGUCGAAAUUUCCCUACUUAGAGAUGGUCAUCAAAGAGUCGAUGCGUGUUUAUCCUCCCGUCCCCUUUACCGGUCGUCAUCUACACGAAAAUUUAACUCUUGGCGAUCAUGUCAUACCGAAAGGAACGGAUAUUUGGAUGAAUUACUUUGCGCUCAAUCGAAAUCCCACUCAUUGGCCGGAACCGAACAAAUUUGAUCCGGAACGAUUUUCGCCGGAAAAUUCGACCGGACGACAUCCAUUUGCAUUCGUGCCGUUCAGUGCUGGCCAGAGAAAUUGUAUCGGACAACGAUACGCUAAGACGUUCAUGAAGAUUGUUAUUGCACAAAUUGUCACACAAUUUGAAAUCAUUCCAGUCACUACCAUUGGAGAUUUGACAUUGUCGUUCGAGAUUACCAUCAAAACGAUGAAGCCGAUUCAAUUGAAAUUCAAAUCGUUGACAGUGUAGAAUAAAGUGUUGUCGCACCACUGAAUUCAAUAUUGAAGAAAA